Messenger RNA from Cylindrotheca closterium, 1308 nucleotides. NCBI's taxonomy places the organism in Eukaryota, Bacillariophyta, Bacillariophyceae, Bacillariales, Bacillariaceae. The record is from the annotation of a GenBank genome assembly.
AUGUCUGACAAUGAUCAUUCUUGGUACGAUUACUUUCAACAGCAUCCUCCAAAUAACAAUAAUAACGAGGAAUGCGAUGAACCAAAUGUCUACGUUGUAGCCAAAGCAGGCGUUUGUCUUUUCGAAGCUUGGGGGCAAUUCAUUCCCUAUUUUGAUGCUUUGACUCCAAGCGAUAUGUCAAAUUGGCCUAGUGUGGUGGCACUCCGAGGUAGAAAUUGUGUGGUCGCUUCCCAGACUGAAUUGGACGAGUGGUAUGCUGACAAUAACACGGACGAUGUUUAUCCCGAUGACUGUCGUUGUGAAUUUUGUGUGGAAGGCAAAUGUACCUUGCAUUGGGGAAGUACCAAAAAAUGCCUAUCCACCAAAGAAAUUCAGUUUCCACAAGCCAUGGAUUUGGACGAACUGCGAUACGGAUUCGGAAUGUCGGGUUUACACGAGGACGGAGCGAAGUUUGCAAUUUCCAAGCACGAAGAAUUCCGUGAAGGUGGUUUGGUUGAACCUCCAGAUGAUUGGUACGAUUACUUUCAACAACAAUUUCCAAAGAGCAACGAAUGCAGUAAAUGGCAUGGCUUUGUUGUAGCCAAAGCAGGCGUUUGUCUAUACGAUGAUUGGGAGUCCUUGAUUCCCUAUUUUGAUAGUUUGGCUCCAGGCAUGGCAAAGUCGCCUGAUGUGGUGGCACUUCGAGGGGAAAAUUGUUUGUUCGCUUCCCAAGAUGAAUUCGACGUGAUAUAUGGCAGCAAAGACGAAGAUUUUGAUGUCAAGGAUUGCUAUUGUGUACUUUGUGUGGAAGGCAAAUGUGUCAUGCAUUGGGGAUUUACCUACAAAUGCCUACACACCACCGAACUUGUUGAAUUUCCACAAGUCAUGGACUUGGACGAUCCUCAAUACAAAUACUUGGCCGAGUAUGGAACGGAUGUGGGACAUUCUCCCAAACACCAAGAAGGUCACGGAAGUGCUCUGAUUAAAGGCGAAAAUUCUCUUUCCAAUGCCAGUAAUCUCUCGAGUGUUACUCUAUUCUGGCUGCUGGUAUCCAUCUUUACCGUUGUAUCCUUAAUCGUUGGAUUAUUGAGCUGUGAAACAACCAGACGACUCUGGAAUCGGCGACAACGCUUGGCCCGUGCUGCGCCCUACUACCGAUCCAGCAAUGGGAGUUUUUGUUGCGGCUGUGGAGGAAUGAUGCAAGAUGAUGAUGAUGAUGAUGAUGAUGAUGGUAAUUCUUCUUCUGAAUUGGACCCACUCUCUGUGGAACUGACUCCGAUCCUCAACGAUCGUCCCAUCUGUACACCAUUCCAUUUGCGAAAUAAGUAG